CGGACGCCGAGCGUGGGAGCCAUGGCGCGCGAGGAGGAGAGGGACCCCGAGCGCCGGGAGGCGGCGGCGCGGGCCAGCGGCGAGGAGGAGGAGGAGGAGGGAGAAGAGGGACUGAGCGACAGCGACGACGAGGACGAAGACGACGAGCCCGGCAGCGGCGGGGAAGAGGAAGAGGAGGCGGCGGCGGCCGAGCGGGAGCGCAGCGAGGACGCGCGGCUGCAGCGCGCAGGGUUGCCUCCCGCCGCCGUCCCCGCCGCGGCCGCCCGCGACAGGAGCGGCCGCCGCCUGCCGGGGCCGCUGCCCUGCCGCCCGAGGAUGCCGUCGCCCGACGACGAGGACCGCGAGCGUCGCCGGAGCCGCCGGAGGGACCUUCUGCUGAGCCAGCUCUGCUUCCUGGCCUUGGUGGCGCUGCUGCUCUGGUCGCUGUCGAGCAUGCAAGAGCAUAAUGACCUCGACUUCAUGGACCUCCUAGGAGAAGACCGACAGUGGACGGUGGGGAGGAAGUUAAUGCAGGUGAAUGACACUCUGACUUCAGAAGAUGCAGGACUCCGAAGCAGUAAGAACUGCACUGAACCAGCCCUGCACGAAUUCCCCAAUGACAUCUUCACCAAUGAGGAUCGAAGACAGGGGGCGGUGGUUCUCCACGUGCUCUGCGCCAUGUACAUGUUCUAUGCGCUAGCCAUUGUGUGUGACGACUUCUUCGUCCCCUCCUUGGAAAAGAUCUGUGAGCGCCUGCACCUCAGUGAAGAUGUGGCCGGGGCCACGUUCAUGGCAGCAGGCAGUUCGGCCCCAGAGCUGUUCACAUCCGUCAUAGGGGUCUUCAUCACCAAGGGUGAUGUGGGAGUCGGGACCAUCGUGGGCUCCGCGGUGUUCAACAUCCUGUGCAUCAUCGGUGUCUGUGGGCUCUUUGCUGGGCAGGUUGUGGCUCUUUCCUCCUGGUGCCUGCUGAGGGAUUCAAUCUACUACACGCUGUCUGUGGUGGCGCUCAUUGUGUUCAUUUAUGACGAACAAGUUUCCUGGUGGGAGUCUUUAGUCCUCGUGCUGAUGUAUCUCAUCUAUAUCGUCAUCAUGAAAUAUAACGCUUGCAUCCAUCAGUGCUUCGAAAGGAGGACAAAAGGUGCUGGAAACAUGGUCAACGGCUUGGCCAACAAUGCUGAAAUUGACGACAGCAGCAACUGUGACGCAACUGUGGUGCUACUCAAGAAAGCCAAUUUCCACCGCAAAGCGUCAGUGAUUAUGGUAGACGAGCUGCUGUCAGCCUACCCUCACCAGCUUUCUUUCUCUGAGGCUGGACUUCGAAUCAUGAUCACCAGCCACUUUCCCCCCAAGACCCGACUCUCCAUGGCCAGUCGCAUGUUGAUCAAUGAGAGACAAAGACUGAUAAACAGUAGGGCCUAUGCCAAUGGAGAAUCCGAGGUGGCCAUCAAAAUCCCAAUUAAGCACACCGUGGAGAACGGGACAGGGCCCAGCAGUGCCCCAGACAGAGGCGUGAAUGGGACUCGGAGGGAUGAUGUUGUGGCCGAGGCUGGUAACGAGACAGAGAAUGAGAAUGAGGACAAUGAGAACAACGAGAAUGACGAAGAGGAAGAGGAGGAUGAGGAUGAUGAUGAAGGACCGUACACGCCAUUCGACCUCCCCUCUGGAAAACUGGAAACAGUGAAGUGGGCGUUCACCUGGCCACUGAGUUUUGUUUUAUACUUCACUGUACCCAACUGCAACAAACCCCGCUGGGAAAAAUGGUUUAUGGUGACAUUUGCUUCUUCCACGUUGUGGAUAGCAGCCUUCUCCUACAUGAUGGUGUGGAUGGUCACAAUCAUUGGAUACACACUGGGGAUUCCUGAUGUCAUCAUGGGGAUUACCUUCCUGGCAGCUGGAACCAGUGUGCCCGAUUGCAUGGCCAGCCUCAUCGUCGCCAGACAAGGCAUGGGAGACAUGGCCGUGUCCAACUCUAUUGGGAGCAACGUGUUUGAUAUCCUCAUCGGCCUUGGUCUCCCAUGGGCCCUGCAGACUCUGGCUGUGGAUUAUGGAUCCUACAUUCGGCUAAACAGCAGAGGACUCAUCUACUCCGUGGGCUUACUCCUGGCCUCUGUCUUUGUCACGGUGUUUGGCGUUCACUUGAACAAGUGGCAGCUGGACAAGAAGCUCGGGUGCGGAUGCCUUUUCCUGUACGGCGUAUUCCUGUGCUUCUCCAUCAUGACGGAGUUCAACGUGUUCACGUUUGUGAACUUGCCCAUGUGCGGGGACCACUGACCCGGCCGGCCGCCCGCCGAGCCUUGGGCCUCCUUUUCUGUGCAAUACAAGAUCCAGCCGCACCCCGAGUCACGCGGGCCCCACCUGGGGCCGGGGCCUCCGGCUCUCCCGCGCUGGUCACAGGCCUCCGCUCCUGCCUCGGUGGCCCAGGCUGUCCCCUCCCCUCCCUGCUCCCACUCCUCCUCCCUGGUUUCCUCCCACCCACCCCUUCCUGUCUCCUCCGUGUGAAGACUGACAUCCGCGUGAAUUUUCAAGCUCCAUUUUUGAACAGUGACUGAGAUUCUAGGAAAAAAAAAAAAAAACUGGCUGCUAACUGGCCCAAGCCAGGCAAAACUUAUUACAAUCCCUCCUCCUUUUUUAAGUUAUUGGAUGGAAGACAAACCUAAUUUAUGACCUGAGACUGUCAAAGGAAUAGAGAGGAGAAGAGGGUAUAUCGAUGCUAGGGAGUGUUUGGGAUUUCGUUAUGUUUUGAGGUAAUGACUAGGUGACUGGGUUUGGGGAGGUUGUUUUACUUGGGGGGGGGCUUCCCCCUUUUCUUCCUUUUCUUCCAGAGACGGAGAGCUUCUCUUAAAUCUUCUUUCACUGGGCUCUGGAUUAGCAGACAAUCCACAGGUUGUCCCUGCCAUGUGUUCUGGGAUCAUAUCCCAGGCAUGGUAGAAUAUGCAUGGAUUUGGCACUUAGUAGAGGAACACGUGGGCGGGGCCACCGGGAACACAUGCGUGACGUUUCAUAUCCGUGGACGCCUCCCGGAAGUCCUGUAGGCGUUACCUAGGGGGC
Neomonachus schauinslandi (Hawaiian monk seal) is the source of this 3027-nucleotide messenger RNA. RefSeq names its product solute carrier family 24 member 3 (gene SLC24A3). Gene Ontology annotation, molecular function: calcium channel activity; calcium, potassium:sodium antiporter activity. Bases 22 to 2250 code for a protein of 742 amino acids. NCBI's taxonomy places the organism in Eukaryota, Metazoa, Chordata, Mammalia, Carnivora, Phocidae. The record is from RefSeq and is a predicted model, not a curated record. Gene Ontology annotation, biological process: calcium ion transmembrane transport; intracellular calcium ion homeostasis. Gene Ontology annotation, cellular component: membrane. The transcript is spliced from 17 exons.